AUGGUAAUAUUUACACAGGCUUUAAAGUCUUGUAACGACGUGUUUUGGUCUGUUAGAGGAGGAAUUGCUUUAAACUAUGGCAUUGUUUUAGCUUGGCAAAUAAAGUUAGUUCCUGUGCCAGGAACAGUGACAGUUUCUAAUGUCAAAAGGAAAAUAGAACAAAAUGCAACAAACUUGGUUCAUAAAUAUCAAACCUUUGCCCCCAGCACCAACAGGAAUCUAUUUCUCAGAGCCCAGAUCUCACCUGAAAAUUUGAAUACAGAUGGUAGAAAGAAAACUGUAGCAGUGUAUUUUCAGGCCCUGUACCUUGGAAAAGCUAGUGGAGUAGAAAAAAUAAUGCAAAAUAGCUUCCCAGAGUUAGGUUUGGUGAACCAAGAUUGCCUGGAAAUUAGUUGGGCAAAAUCUGCACUAUGGUUUGCAGGGGAUGUUGGAUUUCCCAAGGGUGAUUCACUCCAACAAUUGCUGAAUCGAGGUUUGGCACCUGAGCAAUACAUUAAGGCAAAAUCGGAUUACAUUGAAGAACCUACUUCCAUAAAAGGGCUGGAACAAAUAUGGCUAAGACUGAUGGAAAUGGAACAAGGUGCAACAAACUUAGUAAUGAUACCAUAUGCUGGGAAGAUGAGUACUAUUUUGGAAGGUGUCAUUCCAUUUCCACAUAGAGCUGGACACUUGUAUAUGCUAUUGCAAGAGGUUUAUUGGAAUGGGAAUACACGGGUUGACUUUCAAAACAAAAGAUUGUCAUGGCUUAGAAGUUUAUCAAAUGAUUUGAGUCCUUAUGUUUCAAGCAAUCCAAGGCGCUCUUACAUAAAUUACAACGAUCUUGACUUAGGGGUAGGCAAUAGUAGUUAUGAAGAAGCGAGCACUUGA
Molecule: messenger RNA, 867 nt
Organism: Daucus carota subsp. sativus
Lineage: Eukaryota; Viridiplantae; Streptophyta; Magnoliopsida; Apiales; Apiaceae
Product: monolignol oxidoreductase AtBBE-like 13
Exons: 1
Coding region: 1-867 (288 amino acids)
Source: RefSeq, a predicted model, not a curated record